UUUACAGAGUAAAACAGUUCGUCACAUUUUUCAGAAUUAAACAAUUAUUAUUUCGUAUAGUAUUUUAAAUUAACAUGGUCACACGAUUACAUAUUAAUGAUAAAGAUUUAGCUGAUCGAAACGAGUCUGAGUUACAUUUUAUGCCAUGUAAAAUUCAUGGAGACGAAGCUGCGAAUGUUUCCUCCUUCUUCAAGCCUUACAUUCGUAAACUAGAUGAAGAAUAUUACGAUUGUUCGUUUCGUGGCUAUCCACUUCAAGGGAAAAAGAUAAUUGUACCUGCUGGAUACAGAGGCAUGAUGUUUGUAGAGAAUAAAAAGACAGAUACAGAGAAUAAGGAGAGGAAUUUGUAUUGUACAGGAACAUUUUCACAGUUUAUGUAUUGGAAUUAUGAUAAAAUACCAUCUAAGAAUGAUGCUUUUGUGGCAGCAUUAGAUUGGGUUGACAUAGCUAAAGUGUUACACUCACCAGAGACAUAGAUGAUACUGGAAGCAGAUUAUUUUAAUAAUUAAAGAAAUAUGUGUUUUUUGUCGGAUAUUACAUUUUUAUACUUUGAUAG
Cyphomyrmex costatus is the source of this 556-nucleotide messenger RNA. RefSeq names its product ribonuclease H2 subunit C. The transcript is spliced from 3 exons. Gene Ontology annotation, biological process: RNA catabolic process. The record is from RefSeq and is a predicted model, not a curated record. Bases 75 to 476 code for a protein of 133 amino acids. Gene Ontology annotation, cellular component: ribonuclease H2 complex. Lineage: Eukaryota; Metazoa; Arthropoda; Insecta; Hymenoptera; Formicidae.